This is a messenger RNA of Penicillium expansum, 2883 nucleotides long. RefSeq lists its product as uncharacterized. Gene Ontology annotation, biological process: purine nucleobase catabolic process. The coding region runs from base 1 to 2883 and encodes 960 amino acids. The record is from RefSeq and is a predicted model, not a curated record. Lineage: Eukaryota; Fungi; Ascomycota; Eurotiomycetes; Eurotiales; Aspergillaceae. Gene Ontology annotation, cellular component: cytoplasm. The transcript has 7 exons. Gene Ontology annotation, molecular function: allantoinase activity.
AUGGCGAUCAAGAACGGCUUCCUGCCUUUGGAGGCACCUCGUGAUUUUGCACAAUCCUCCAUGUCUCGUUGUCUUCGUCAUGGAAGACUAGUACUGGGAACCCUCGUGCUGGCAGCAGGCCUGGUAAUGCUGAUUCAAACUAAAUAUCUCGCUGAUAUCACUACAUCCAAUAGUACUGGCCGAGAGGCAUUUUAUGAAGGGCUGAACAAAUGUUAUGAAGCUAGGUAUCAGUAUAAGGAACCUCAAUCAACAGAGGAACGGGAAAACCCACGGUGGAACUCAAUCUCCGGCCAGCAGAGGCCGAUCCUGAUCCAGAAUGCAACGCUUUUCGACGGCGAGACGGUACUUGCAGAGACAGUUGAUAUCACACUCGAGGCAGGCGUGAUUCGCUCUGUUUCAGCUGCAACCUUGAACCACCAAGCUCCCAAGGAUGCUCAAGUCAUCAACGCCCAUGGAAGAUUUGUCACCCCCGGAUUGGUGGAUAUGCAUUCGCAUCAUUUGUUACUCCCAUUCCCCAAGCUUCCAUCUACCAGCGACGUCAAUGAGCGCCCAGUCCUAGGACCCAUUACUCCGUUUGUUCGCUCAUUGGAUGGAUUCAAGCCAUAUGAUCCAGCGAUCCAGAUCAUCGCAUCCGGUGGUGUCACUUCUUCCUUGGUUCUACCAGGAUCGGCAAACAUUAUCGGCGGCGAGGCAUAUCUGGUAAAGAACUUGGCGACGCCAGGUCCAAAUGCCGAGCCUGUAGUCGAUGAACUACUGCUUGAUUAUGGUAUCCCAGAGAAGAGCCGAAAGAGAUAUUUGAAAAUGGCUUGUGGAGAGAACCCCAAGGGCAUCUAUAAGAAUACCCGGCUUGGUCUCGUGUGGCUUUUACGCAAACAUCUCGAGGAAGCGCGACAGUUGCAAGAGCGCCAAUCUGCCUGGUGCCGGACGGCGACUAGUAUUGACAAGGCCAGCUUUUCCCAGUCUAGACAGAUUUCACAGUUCCUCAAAGAGGAAGGCAGCCGACCGGAGUCUUUUGAACUUGAAACUUCUCUUGCACUUCUCAGAGGGGAUCUCAAUGUCAAUGUGCACUGCUAUGAGCCAGAAGAUCUUGAGCGCAUGUUGUCAGUGCUUCAUGAAUUUGGCAUCCAUCCUAGGGCUUUCCAUCAUGCACUGGAAGCGUGGGAAGUACCUGAAUUGUUGAAAUCCCUAGAGGAAAACAUCACUAUUGCCACUUUUGCAGAAAACGCGCUUUACAAAGCCGAGGCAUACGGGGCCAAUUUACGGGGGCCUAAAAUCUUGGCUGAUCAUGGUGUCCAAGUUGCACUGAAAUCGGACCACACUGGCGAGGGAAACUAUGCAAAAUACCUUGUUUACCAGGCGGCAGUUUCCCACUCGUUUGGUUUGUCUGAAGAAAAGUCUCUUCAAGCGGUGACAUCUGUCCCUGCUAGAUCUAUUCAACAGGAUCAUAGAAUUGGAUAUGCCCGUCCAGGAUAUGAUGCAGACCUCGUUAUCUGGGAUGAUCACCCGCUCCAAGUUGGUGCAACCCCAACUCAGGUAUUCAUUGAUGGUCGGCCUGUUCUGAAGAAUGAUAAUUCUCACGAAUGGAAUAAUGGAACAUCUGGCUUCAGCAAGCCACUGGCCCCCCAAAUCCGACCAUCUCUUGAGACAGUUCAGAAAGAAGAUAUCUGUACCAAGAUUAAACACGUCGGUUCACGGAUUCUCUUUACUGGCAUUCAAAAAGUAUUGGUUGAUACACACAGUCCAUCUACUAGUGCCACUAACGACCUCGUUAUGCUGGUCGAAGAUGGUCAAGUCAAGUGCCUUGAUACGAAAUCCUCGUGUCUCUCCGGCGAGAUUCACGAAAAUACCGCACAUAUCGCUUUGAAUAACGGCCACGUUCUGCCUGGCCUGGUAGCCUUUGGCAACAAACUCGGAAUCCAGUCUAUCCCGUCUGAAUCCUCAACUGGGGAUGGCUUAGCUUCGAAAAAUGGGGAUGCACUGAAGGAAGAAAAGACACUCCACUUCGCUAAGUACGGCGUGCACCUUGACGGCAGGGGACUCGCAAGGGCUAGGAUUGGAGGCGUCACACGAGCUAUAACUGCCCCUCUUCAUGGUGCCGGUGUGGUUCAAGGUGUCAGCGUUGGACUGCGGACGAGCAAGGAUGCCACGAUUCUUGAUAAUGGUAUCUGGAAGGAUGAUGUGGCACUCCACCUCGUGAUAGGUCAAGCUGCUAGAAGUGAUGAGACCCCGACUGUCUCUUCUGGGAUCGAGAGACUGCGUCAGUUGCUUCAAGCGGGCCAAGAUGCCGCCCCCGGGAGCACCAACAUCUAUGCUCGGGCUGCAAACGGCUCACUCCCUGUUAUUGUACAGGCAUUCAAUGAGGAUGACAUUGCGCAAUUGAUCCUGGUCAAGCGUGAGUUCCAAUCAGUCAACCUGAUCGUAUACGGCGCCCACGGUGCUCCAUUGGUUGCCAAGCCUCUCGCCGAAGCAGGAAUUCCUGUCAUUCUCACUGGUAAUCGUGGAGCCCCUGAUACUUGGGAGAAGAAGAACUCCCUCGCAGGUCCCCCAUUGACAGAGAGCCCUGCGAAAAUUCUAUCCGAUGCCGGUGUCCUGCUUGCCCUGGCUGUGAAAAGUGAUUCAACGAUCCAUGGUCUGGCACAGGAAGCUUGGUGGGCAGGGAAGUAUGCCGGUCUAACCGAUCAGCAGACCAUUGCCCUUGUUUCAACCAAUUUUGAUCUUAUCCUUGAAGGUCAAUCGAAAAAGGUCCAAGAGGGAGCAUUGGUUGGGGACUUUGUCGUCUGGGAGGGUGAUCCCCUGAGAGGAGAGGGUUCCGUUGUUGCUUCUUUCCAGGACGACGGAAAGAUUGCCGAUUGCUGGCCUGAUACCGUUGGUGCUAUUUUGUAA